Gasterosteus aculeatus aculeatus (three-spined stickleback) is the source of this 303-nucleotide messenger RNA. It is a transcript of the gene fcer1gl, whose product is annotated as Fc receptor, IgE, high affinity I, gamma polypeptide like. The record is from RefSeq and is a predicted model, not a curated record. Gene Ontology annotation, cellular component: Fc-epsilon receptor I complex. Gene Ontology annotation, molecular function: IgE receptor activity. Gene Ontology annotation, biological process: cell surface receptor signaling pathway. Lineage: Eukaryota; Metazoa; Chordata; Actinopteri; Perciformes; Gasterosteidae.
AUGCCAACGACUAGGCGCUUUCCUGCUGCAGUGGUGGCUGGAGACAUGGACGUGUGUUUCAUCUUGGAUGGGGUCCUCAUCCUUUACGGGAUUGUUCUCACCGUUUUGUACUGCAGGCUGAGGAUGACUCCGACCAACAAGAAGCCGGCCAAAGCCCCUCAGAAGCAGACCGACGAGGGAGGCAUCUAUGAGGGUCUGGCCGUUCAAAGCACCGACGUCUACGAGACCAUCAAAAUGGACAAAAGUCCCGCCAGAUGAGGGAUGGCGGCUCGUUGCAAAGAUGGCGGCUCGUUGCAGAGAUCG